UUUUAGAUUCGUCCUCAAAUCCCUAAUUAACAAAAAUAUACCAUACGUAAUAAGUCAAGCUAGUGAGAACUCGAUUGAAGCGCGAUGCAAAAGUUCUGAGAUGCAAUUGUGAGGUCGGAUACGGCCAGCUGGUAAUGAAUACCAAGUCGGCUCUAAUGUUAAUGAUGGAACAUCGCCAACAAUAGUGAAAUCGAUGAGGUCGAGAGAAGAUGGUGGAAAUAGGGGAAGGAGAGGAAGCCUUAAGAGCUUGGCAUAGAGCAGGGGAAAACAUUUAUGUAAGUGAAAACCAUUCACCGCCGCCGUCGCCGCUGAUUCGCUACCAAACCACAACCAGUAAAGAAAGAGGAGAUAGCGCCGAUGUCGCCGUGCAGGGCGUUGACGGGAUUAAGGGAGGAGACGCCGAUGGUGACGCCGAUCUGCUGCUACUGACAGUGUUUGGGAUUGGCAGGAGGAGAGGGAAGAUCGAGAGAUAGCGCAGAGCGAGCUUGUAGAUGAAAAGUGUCGGAGUCCGUCGGGGGGUUUGGUUGCUGGGUGGAGGAAGGGUACGGGGAGGAGGGGUUUCCUUUUUUUUAUUUUAUUUAAUUUCUUUAUUUGAGUUGAAAAAUUAAUAAAAAUUGAAAUUAAAUUAUCUGACUCAGCAACUCAUUUGCCACGUCAGAGUCAACUAACAGUUGACCAGAUGGAAAGUUAACGAUUUGGCUACUAAAUUAUUUUUUAAAAGGUUUAGCUAUUAUUUUGUUUAAAAUGAAAGGUUUGGCUAAUAAAUUGUAUUUACCCAAACUAUUAUAAUAAAAGAAGUGGGGGCAAAAAUUCCCAAAACCUUUUCCGAAAAUGAGAAAAAGCACCACUUUCUUCCCCAUGAUAUCAACUAUCUGUCUCCUUUUUGUUUGUAUUGUUCAUUAAUUGAAGUUUGCUUUGCUCCGCCAAUAAGAAAAAGAAAAAAUAAAGAAGAGAGAGAAAGUUGAGUUCAUGGUCAGCCAUUUAUGAUGGUCAGCGUCUCCAAUCCCCAUAAAACCCACUCUUUCCCCUCACUUUUCUCUGCCCUUGGCUCUUGCUCUGCUGAAGAUUUGACACAGAAAUAAAGGGCCUUAUAUAUAGAUGUACUGAUUGAUAUCAGAAGCUUGCUGUGUUUUACAGUUCCUGAUUCAGAUUGUUCCACUGAGCAAGGCAAUAGGCACUAAAUAAAGCUCUCAAAGAAAGGAGGAAGGGGUUGUAGCCUAAAGGAAAAGUAAAAUGGAUGGUUUGCCUUCUGGGUACCGCCCUAAUGUUGGUGUCUGUCUAAUCAACUCUAAUGGCCAGGUCAGUUAGCUAUCAACCCACUUCCCAGUUCUUCCGUCUCUCUCUAAUUUUUUUGUUCUCGUUUUCAAUCAAUCCUUGCUGGUUUCAGACUGAUGGGUUUGUGCUUAUUGAUCAUCAGUAGUAGUAACUGUUAGUCAAUUCUGCUCUCUAGGGACGAAGCGAAAACGCUUAAGUGUUGCUGUUAAUUUUGGUUGUGGGGUUGGUGACCUGGGUCUCAUAUAGAUUUGUGGAGAUGGGAGAUCUGGAUCUGCAGAUGAGGAUCAUUAUUAUGAACUCCUGUAGUGGUACAGAUAUGGUGAUUGGAUUUUUUUCCUUAAAUCAGAAUUGCAAAAUUUGACCUUUUCUCUUUUGUAUUCUCAUCGAUUUGGAUGCAUUUGUUAGUUUCUGCAGCAAUCUAGAGUUGACAUUUAUUUAUUUUCUGAUCUUUUGUAUUUUUUGCUUGGCUCAUUUUUAUUGUCUGUUUCUGGGGCAGUUGUGUAUCUGGGGAAGCAACUUUCUGGGAGUAGGAUUUCUUUACUGUGUUUGUAUGGUUUGCAUGCUGAUGUCCUCCCUAGAUGCAAUUAUGUCAUCCACCUGAAACACGCUUGCUGGUGUCAUCAUGGUAUUUGUGCCGUUGUCCAAAAUUGAAUGCAGAGAGAGAUAAAUGGUCUAGUAAAGGUCAGAUGUUAAG
Messenger RNA from Linum trigynum, 1969 nucleotides. NCBI's taxonomy places the organism in Eukaryota, Viridiplantae, Streptophyta, Magnoliopsida, Malpighiales, Linaceae. The record is from the annotation of a GenBank genome assembly.